AUGGAUCAAGCGAUACAAGAUGCAAACCUAUCCAAGCUCUCUCUCGUCUGCGCAGCAGCACUCACACCUAUAUCCUUGUACGUUAUCCUACGACUACGACGCGAGUUAAAGACAGAUCGGAGAGUCACCGCGUUGGCGAUAACAUGCGUGAUUGCAAUCUUGAAUCUCAACUUGUGGUAUUUCGCAACUUGGUCUCUAUGGGAUAUGCAAUUGCCCGUGGUGGAUCAGCAAGCAAGCGCGUUGAAUGAUGCCAUUUAUGAUUUGCAAUAUAGCAAGUUUCCCGUUGCUGGUUAUGCCUGGGGCAACCACAACCGCAGCAGCAGCGACAGUGGAAAUACAUGCGACGCCAUCCUGAUCUCGAAUCGUCUGCCGGUUGAGGCUAGCCAGGCUUUGAACCUCAAUAGCGAUGAAGAUAUCCCACGCAUACGUCUGCAGCUACGUGAAAUGUCCACGAGCAACGCCGUUUACCAGUUGUUUUUCCAAGCUGGAAAAGAUGAAACCGAGGCCAAUAUCCUCAGGAACAAAUGGUUCAAGUUCUGCGGCAGUGCCGUGUGGAUGUCGCAGCACCAAGUCUAUUUCAUGGUCAACAGAAUUAUUUACGCCAAGUCGGGGCGGAGAUCAUCGCCUACAAUCUCGGUGCUUUACGCACAAGUAUUCAACUCAGAAUGGCAACAGCUUUACGAUUACAAAUUCCCCCAGCUGGAGUUGAAUUUUCCCACGAUAUUACCACACGAGAUUGACGUUGGUGAGCGUAAGGAAAAGGCUUUUAUUGGUAGCGAAGACCCCCGGGUGAUUUUGAACCAGUACCACAACGUUUCCAACCACCUAGUUCAAGAACCAGUGAUUGUAUUCAGUGCCCGCAGCUCGGAAACCAACUGGUCGCGCGCCAUGCACGUGUAUCAGCCAUUGCGCAACCCCCACAAGAUCACCAGACUAUACAUCCGCAACAAGAAGCGAAGUUUUAUUGAGAAAAACUGGGCUCCAUUCAUAGACCACCACGUGGAAGCUCCCGAUAUCGAUGCUGAUUGGGGCAACUUGGGCGAGAACAAGAUCAAUUUCAUAUACAAUUUCAGUCCGUUGCGUAUCAUCAAGUGCGAUGUGACUUCCGGUGAGUGCAAUCGUAUCUCGGGCCCCGACUUUAAUAGAGAAAAUGCCAAUGAUAACGCUGGUAAUUUACGCGGUGGCACCAAUAUUGUGGCGGUGCCUCGGGAAUAUAUCCCGCAAACGGAAACAACACAGGGGAGGAAGUAUUGGUUUGGCGUGGCGCGGUCACAUAUCAACGAUUGCGGCUGCGUCAAUGAACUUUACCGCCCCCAUUUUUUCAUCAUGUCGUGCCCGUCCACCUCCUCGUCCUCGUCUCAAGCGCCGUUUAGAUUAGACUACAUUAGCUCCUUGGUGGACUUUAACGUGAAUCCCGAAACGUGGAGCACCGAGCAGGGGAAGAGCACGUGUGGUGACGGCAAGUCGGUCUUGAUACCUAAUUCCAUAGCAUACUGGGGUCGUCGCACUACUAGUGGUAAUAGUAGUGGUGGUGGUGCCACGAGAGAAGAGGAUUACAUGGGCAUCACUUUCAGCGAGGCUGAUCGUACUAAUAAGUUGAUCCAUGUGAGGGGAUUGUUGAACUAUGUGCACCAAAUCUUGAGUGGGCCUGUGGGUGAACGCGAUGACGAUGACGAUGACGAUGGCGAUGGCGGUAGAGAUGAAACUAAGGAGGAGAUUGAUGAGUGGAACAAUGUACUUGGCAAAUGCUCGACUUUCGACUCGAGUGAAUAUUGCAAACUUGCCCAAGAAUAUCUCGAUUGGGAAAAAAAUUAA
Lodderomyces beijingensis is the source of this 1815-nucleotide messenger RNA. NCBI's taxonomy places the organism in Eukaryota, Fungi, Ascomycota, Pichiomycetes, Serinales, Debaryomycetaceae. The record is from the annotation of a GenBank genome assembly.